ACCAGAUUAGCUAAAGCUGUUAGCCUGUUCCGGAGCAAGCAUGGGAUAAAUCACCAUGGCAACUGCUUUUGAAACCGAAUUGAGGCUUAUUUAAACCAGGUUAUCCGGAAAAUCCCGGCUUAAUCCGCUAUUCUGGUUUAACGAAACAUCCCUAAUCACUGCUCUGGCUUCCUGUCCCCAGUCUUGGUCUUCUUUCCUGUCCUCACUCAGCAGGCGUGUCCUGCCGUCUCAGAUUAUAAAUGAGUCUCUUUGUUCCGCUCAGCGUCUAAACCGGGCCGACGGACUUCACGCAAAAGAAGAAUUUGCUUUGAGGCUUCUGCUGGUAGGAAGCUUCUAUAUGUGGGAGCUUCUGUGAUUGGCUGCUUAGUUGUGACAUCACACAGGUAAAAAACAAAGACUUGAACCUGUUCUGUCACGUCAGAGGUCGUGUUCUUCAGAGCAGGAUCGGUUCUGAUCCAUCAGCACUAAUUGUUUUUAACCCUUUGUUGACAGAUGUGCGUGUCAAGGUAUCUGUUAUAUGUGGGUGUGGCUCUGGUUCCCAUGGUGAUCAUCUGCAUGGUGUCCAACAUCCUGCUGCUGUUUCCAGAGAUGACGUACCACUACCUGUUUGAUGGCCAUGUGACCAGAGAGGCCACCUGGGCUACAGGGCUGUGGGCCUCCGGCUUCCUGGUUUUACUCGGAGCGAACGCCUUCAUCAAGCGCAGCAGAACCAGAGGCUUCAUUGCUUCCAGGACUCAGAUGUUUGGUCUGGCCCUGUACUCCUGCCUGGGGCUGCUGGCUGCCGCCGCCUGUUGUAUGGUCAGCGCCACCGGUCUGGUUCAGGGUCCUCUGUGUCUCUACAACUCGUCCUCCGGUCUCACUUGGGGUGUCCCCCUGAAGCCCGUCCCCAACAGACACGCCGGGUACCUGUACAACCAGUCGAUGUGGUCUGGGAUCUGCUUGAAGCCGGAGUCGGUGGUGGAGUGGAACGUGGUUCUGUUCAGCAUGAUGGCGAUCUGCAGCGCAGCGCAGGCCGUCCUCUGCGGGCUGAACAUCCUGAACUCCCUGGUGGGGUUGGUUGUGGGCCAGGGGAUCCGGCCAUGACCAGGUCUCUCCAGAUUCAGAAUGAGGAAGUCAGGGUCUUCACAGCAAACAUCAGACCCUUCAAAAUAAAAGCACAGAUGCACUUUACCUGACCAAUAGCUCUUAUGUCAUCAGUUUUACUCUGUGGUGGUUCCAGAGAGUAAAACUGAUUUAUGUCUAUGAUAAAUGUAACAUAAGUUAGAUUUACUGAUUUCAUCAGCAGCCUGAAGAUCAGAACGAUUCAGAUUUAUGAAGGUUUUAUUUAUUCCUGUAUUUAAUAAAGCAAUAAAGUCAAAGACUCUGAAUAACUACAACUCAAAAGAAAAAUGAC
Molecule: messenger RNA, 1393 nt
Organism: Poecilia latipinna (sailfin molly)
Lineage: Eukaryota; Metazoa; Chordata; Actinopteri; Cyprinodontiformes; Poeciliidae
Product: transmembrane 4 L6 family member 5
Exons: 6
Coding region: 493-1083 (196 amino acids)
Cellular component (GO): membrane
Source: RefSeq, a predicted model, not a curated record